Molecule: messenger RNA, 1332 nt
Organism: Sardina pilchardus (European sardine)
Lineage: Eukaryota; Metazoa; Chordata; Actinopteri; Clupeiformes; Clupeidae
Product: nephrocan-like
Exons: 2
Coding region: 1-1332 (443 amino acids)
Molecular function (GO): protein binding
Source: RefSeq, a predicted model, not a curated record
AUGGGUAAUUCUUCUCAGGGUAGAGACUUCACGGGUCUAUCAGACCUACAGGAGGUGGGCCUCUCGUCCUGUGGCGUGGAGCUCGUGGAGGUCAACACCUUCCAGGCACAGUCCUCUUUACGGGUUCUGGACCUACAGAAGAACAAGCUCCGCCACGUGCCCCGUGGUCUCCCGUCCAGCCUGGAGGUCCUGCGUGUGGGCCACAAUCAUAUCCAUGCCCUGCAGGGGGCUGCCUUCGAGGGGCUCCAUCGUCUACGAGUGCUGGACCUCCAGAGCAACAUGAUCACUACCCUCCGGGCCAACAGCCUGUCCGCCCUGGUGAAACUUGAGUGCCUGUAUCUGGACGGGAACCGCAUUGAGGUGGUCAACGGCGCCCUCCGGCUACCACAGCUGAACCUGUUGAGUGUGGCCAGCAACCGCAUCUCCUCCUUGUCCUCUGCGUUCUUCGCCUCCCUGCAGUCGCUCAGAACUCUCCAGCUGUCGGGGAACCUCCUGACGCGGGUGCCUCACGACCUCCCCAGGGCACUCCUCCACCUUGGCCUGGACCGCAACCAGAUCCGGGCCCUCCGGAACCGGGACAUGUCCCAUUUGAGGAACCUCACGGUGCUCUCUGUCUCGGCCAACAAGGUUUCGUCUGUUGACGGGGGUCUCCGCCUGCCCAACCUGACCUCACUGGAGCUGUCGGGGAACCAGCUAAAGGUGCUUCCCAGCAGGCUUGCCGUUAAGCUGGAGACGCUCGACUGCAGGCAGAACGCCCUGCAGGAGAUCACCCAUCAGCACCUGUCUGGGAUGCGACACCUGAAACAUCUGUUUCUGGAGAACAACACCAUCAGGCAUUUUGAGGCCAACGCUCUGAAAAACUGCCUCCAACUUACUAACUUAGCCUUGGAACAGAACCUCCUCACCAGCAUUCCAGAGGGGCUCCCUGACACAUUAGUUCGUCUGGACCUGAAGCAAAACCGCAUCUCUGCCAUCCGGGAAGAGGAAAUGAAAACCUUGAAGCGUCUGCAGGUCUUGAACCUGCGGAACAACAGACUGUCCUCGCUCAGCCAGAGAGUGGUGUCUCACCUGCCCCGCCUGCAAAGGAUGUUCCUGGGAGGAAACCCCUGGAACUGCAGCUGCGAGCUGUUCCGUGUGAAGCAUGCGCUGAUGGUGCGGGAAGUGGACAUCGGAGAGGAGCUUUGCGUGGAGCCUGCGCCAACGCUGGGGGAACACUGGCGGGCAUCUCUGCUGGAGCAACACCGAUGUAAAGAGGAGACCGUGGAGGAUGCAGUGGACUCUGACCCUGAGGAACAGACAGAGAAUGAGGAGUAUUAUGACUACGAUGUGUGA